Messenger RNA from Papaver somniferum (opium poppy), 1080 nucleotides. RefSeq names its product HIV Tat-specific factor 1 homolog. The record is from RefSeq and is a predicted model, not a curated record. Lineage: Eukaryota; Viridiplantae; Streptophyta; Magnoliopsida; Ranunculales; Papaveraceae. The transcript has 6 exons. Bases 23 to 808 code for a protein of 261 amino acids.
AGCAGAAAACAGCGAACUGGACAUGGCAGAGGUAGAAGCAAAUCCUAGUUCUCCCAAACAAGAAGAGAAAACUAAAGAAGGGUUAGGUUCUCCAACAUUCAAACAACUAGAGAAUGGACGUUUCAAAUGCUUAGAAACUGGACAUGAAUGUCAAUCUAAAGAUAAGGAAUCAUAUAGUAAUAGUAAGAGAUGUCGUUUAGGUCUUAUCGACUAUUUUUUACCUCUUAAUGUGUUCAAACAAGAUCCCACCAACAAGUCAAAGCUAAUUUGUAAGUUAACAGGAGAUACUGUGAACAAAUCUGAAGAACACAUUUGGAAGCAUAUCUAUGGGAGAAAAUUUCUUAGUAAAUUAGAGGAAAAGGAAGAGGAAACUCGAAAAGUGACGUCUAAUGGGGUUAAAGAAAAGGAGGAUGAGGAAGAAGUAGAAACCAAGAAAGGUGUGAAGAAGGAUAAGAAGAAGAAAGGGGUUAAGAAAGAUGUUUCUGUUGAAACGGUACCCAAGGAUGAUGAGAGUCCAAUGGAAGAUAACAGUGAGUCGGAAGAGCUUGACUUCUGGAUUCCUCCGCCAGGUAGUAGGUGGGAUUUUGACGAUGGAAAGGGUCGAUGGGGUUCUUUUACAGAGUCGGGUCAGGAUUCUGAUGAAGGAGUUGAAGUGGGCGAUGAUAUAGAAGAAGAUGAAAAGACUGGUCCGGAGUCUUCAGAACUCUCCAUGCGGACAAAGCGCAUGUCCAAGGAAGUUGGUCCCAGCAGCUUUGCAUCACGCAAGAAGAAGAGGAAGACCAAAUCAACUGAUCCAAAAGCUGAUUGAGAGGUCUUUUCGACUUUCGCCAACAGUCAUGGACUGGGAAAAGUAACAAGAUGCAGGAGAAGACCUAUAGUUCAAGUAUGUUACAGAAAAAUGUAUAUUAGUACUUUUUCGGUGGACUUCUACUGACAAGAUUGCUGCUGCUACUCACGAUCACUACUGCAAGUUUGGUUGUGCUGCCUUAAAAUGCAUCAAGAAAAGCACUCCUAAGGAUCCUCGUGGUAACGAAGUGGAACGAUGAGUUAAUUCUUUAUGCAGUAAUAAAUGCUCGAAUU